This is a messenger RNA of Kockovaella imperatae, 1281 nucleotides long. RefSeq lists its product as hypothetical. Gene Ontology annotation, biological process: base-excision repair. The annotation marks the transcript as partial. NCBI's taxonomy places the organism in Eukaryota, Fungi, Basidiomycota, Tremellomycetes, Tremellales, Cuniculitremaceae. Gene Ontology annotation, cellular component: nucleus. The transcript has 11 exons. Gene Ontology annotation, molecular function: DNA-(apurinic or apyrimidinic site) endonuclease activity; damaged DNA binding; DNA N-glycosylase activity. The record is from RefSeq and is a predicted model, not a curated record.
GAGGUCGAACGAACUCGAAAGCUUAUCGAAGCGGCAUGUAGAGGCUAUCGCAUCACAAAGAUGAAGACGGUGGAAGAUAAAUUGGUGUAUUCUGGCGUGACGCAUCAGGAAUUUGUGUACGAGGUGACCGGGAGAACCAUCACAGGCUGUCGCCGGAAAGGUAAAAUAUUCUGGUUGACCUUGACUGGAGAAGGCAGAUUACCAGUCAUGCAUUUCGGUAUGAAUGGGAUGGUCAUGCUGAAAGGCGAGACACCGUCUUGGUAUGUCAGGCGUCCGAAAGAGAGAAGGAAUAUCUGGCCGCCAAAGUAUAACAAAUUUAUCAUGGAGCUGGAGCCGCAACAGGGUUCAGUAUCCGAUGAGCCCCGGGAAUUGGCAUUCACAGACUCAAGACGACUCGGCCGACUACGUCUCGUACCUCAGCCUGUUGAACAGCACCCACCAGUCUCGAAGCUCGGAUUCGAUCCUGUUCUUAGCUACCCCACUAUCGAAGAGUUUCGCGAACUAUUGAAGAAAAAGAGGGGAACUGUCAAAGGGAUGAUCAUGGAUCAAAGCUUCAGUGCUGGUGUAGGCAACUGGGUCGCUGAUGAAAUUCUGUACCAAGCCAGGCUGCACCCUGCUUGUCCAGUUCCCUCCUUGAAUGACGAUCAGAUCGAGAGCCUCCAUCGACAGAUCAGGGAGGUCCCGCAGAAAGCAGUGGAUGUUAACGCAGAGCACAAGAAAUUCCCAGAGGACUGGCUCUUCAGAUGGAGGUGGAAGAAAGGAGCCAAGCAAGCCAACGGAAAGAAGAAGGCGAUCGCCAUACAAGAAGCAUUGGACAGUGAUGAGGAUCCAGUGGACAUUGUGCCGAAGAAUAGGACCUUCCUAGCAUUGCCCGAUGGCAAACCCGCGACUUUGGACUUCAUCGAGAUUGGUGGUAGGACGACUGCCCUAGUGCGAGAAUUACAGAAGAUGCCAGAGGGCGUCGACAUCAAACCUAAGAUACCUCGUCCAAGGAAGGAUCGAGAGGGAUCAGUAUGCAGAGACCCGGCAUCCAUUGAGCGCCUGGCUGACAUGUCAUGUCUAGGACGACAGUGCGCUGACUUCUCUGUCAUCAAAUACCGAGGAAAUGCAACCUGUGCUGAGGAAGGAGGCUGUAGAUACCGUGGAGAAGAAAUCGGAGACACCGAAACGCAAGGUGAGUGUACAAUCAGAAGCUCGAAGACUUUACUUGAUUCGCUACCAGCAGAGCAAGACCACAACCUCAGUCAAAGAAGAGCAGAUCACCAAACGGAGAAGAGGUGA